AUGACGUCCUUGUAUCCAGAUGAAAGCCACUGCACAAAUGAAUUGGGACGACUUCUUUUCCAUCCGAAGGUACGUGAAAAACGUCUUCCGAUCCGAUUGAUCGACAGAAUAGUUGUGACAGUUUUUUGCAACAAAUUGAGUCAUUCCAGUCGGAUUGGUCAGCCAAGGCAGAGGUUACAUCUUGUGAGGAGGUCAAGCAAUUGGCUGGAAGUUAUACCGUUUACACGAUAAGUUUCGAGGUGAGCUCGAUUUUUAAUAUUGGAAUGAUAGCCUUCUGAUAGGUUAUUCGUGCACUUCUGUCAAGGAAAAAUUGAGAAAAAUAUUCUCAAAGGUUGAAUUUUUUCUGAAAACUUUAUGGCUGUAAAAUUGUGACAUGGUUAUGAAAGAUUUAGGAAAUCUUUCACAAAAGUCUUGAAAAGAGAAAAGAAAAAUAUAGAUUAACCUUAGUUCAAAAAAUGUUUCGUAGUCUACCAAAUUUUAUCAGCUGGGUUUGAAGAAAAACCAAAAACCAAACCUUUUAAGAACGAGGGUUUCACAGUUUUUUUCUAUUUGGAUUUUUUUUUCUUUUGAGCGGGAUAACUUAUUGAAAGAGUGAAAACGACUAUUUACCCAAUAAAACGAAGCAUUGGAAAAAGUUGAUAUCGAAAAAACUUGAGGUUGUUCCUCACGAUUGUUUGGAUCAACCGACUCGCUCCUUCUCUCUGUCCACGAGGUUCAAAGAACUCAGCAAGCUCCACGCGGCCCUGGCAAAGCUUCACAAGCAGGUGAAACAUCACGAUUUGCCGGAAAGAGAACAGAAAAAGUUCUUCAAAAAUUGAUGUAGCGAGAAAUAAAAUUAGCAUUAUUCUCUUUAAAAUACUUUCCGGAUUUUUUGAUGGUACAAAAUUGAGAUUAGCCUCCGAUUGACACUGCAAAAGGCUUUUUGCCUCGAUAAGUACAUUAUUUUGUUGUUAAUCAACUAUUUCAUUUUUUAUGGACGAUUUUUUCGGUAUUUUUGAAAUGGAAUAAUUUCUCGAUGAAAGUUCCCUUUUAGUUGUACCUCCGAGGAGUCUUCCCGAGCUAUCCACCUCCCAAACUGCUCGGAUCCAACGAGCCGGCGGUGGUCGAGGAGCGACGUGCCUCCACAGACCAGUUCUUAGCUUUUGUGCUCGACAGCGAAGUCCUGCGCAAGGCCCGCGUCUUCCACGAGUUCCUCGACGUGAGACUCCAACUUUAUCCCUUUAUGAAGUGACUCUCAAUGAAAUCCGUGGUCGAAGUUUCUAUCAACGAUGGAAAAAAAAUUAGCUUUGCAGGAGAAUGAACUGUUCAAAAAUUGAAAUUUUAGUUUUCCAGAGGGAAUAUUUAACAUAGGUGGGCGAGGUUCCACGGAAAAUACUUCCAAACUCUAUUUUUGAAUAAGCUAUCAUUACUUUCGAGAUUGCAAUUGUAGCUAGUCUAGAAAAUCUGAGGAAAGACAAAAAAGUUUUUUUUCAUGUGAAGUUGUGCCUAAGAGAUUUCUCCAUUUAUCAUAGGCUCUUCAGUUUUAUUUUUUGUAUACAUUUUGCCCUUUCAGAAGGCCAAAGAAUGCGCUUUGACCGUCCGCGCGGCUUCUCCAGACGCUUUCCUCUACGAAAAUUCCUCGAGCAUCCUUGACGCGCCGAUUUCUUUCUCGUAAGUCCCGAAAUCUCCAAUAUGCUUCAUAGUAAAUAAUUUUUUUCUUGAAAAAAAAACCCCCCGAAAACUGUAAUAAAUCUGAUGGGAAUUGUUUAGGCAAAGCCGCAGUCAAGAUUCUCAAUCUCCGCCGAUUUCUCCGUCGACCGGAAUGUCCCAAGUCAGUAGGAGAUCCUAACUUUCGUUUCAUGACCGGAUAGGUAUAAAAAUCUGGAAAAGUUUCCUUUCUUCCGUUUAAUUUAAGUUGUUUGUUGGUUGUGAUUUUUGUGUUUGCUCAAUUUUCCUCUUGCAUUAUCACCAUAUCACUUUUCGCCAUUUAAAAUAAAGAUUUUAUUGGAUAUUUCUUUCGUUUGUGACAGCAGAAAAACGUUUGAAAAUUGCAGCCGAUCGACGUUGAUCAGGGCAGUUUCGACGCAUCUUCUACUGCCGCCGGCGACUUCCAGUUUCCUGAUGUCGCAAUCGGUAACUUUCGGAUGAAAAUUGAAGUUCAAAGAGCCCUCUGCAGCAUACGUGGGCUGCCACCCAGCCCAGCCUUUUGCGCGCAAAAAGUUUUUCGAAAAUUUUUUUUUAAGAGUAGGCCGCAAUUUGCUCACUCCGGGGUAGGAUCCGGCCGACGUAUGCUUUGAAGGCCUCUCUCAAGGGACCACUUCAAUGUCCAGCUUCAAGUGCUCCAACUGAACUCUUUGGCGUACUGUGGCAAGUUGGAGUUGUCCUCCGGAGGGCUUGUGCCUAAGUGGUUCUCGGAGGGACCAAAACGAUUCUCAAAGCAAUAGUCCUCCGAAGAACCACUCAAACAUACCACAGUAUCGAAAAGACCUCAAAUAAUCCGAUUUCUCUUUUUUUCUGACCAGGGAAUGGUCUCAGCUCACAGUGGGACUUCUGAAGGAAACCAUGUUUUUUAGAUGUCUAAAUUUUUGAAGGGUUUUUUGAAUUCCUCAAACUUUUUGUCGAACUAUUUCUCUUCAAUACAGAAGUUUCACUGUUUUUGGAAAUUUUCACUCGUAUUGCUUGAAUUGAUCUCUAAGGCUAAUUUUGUACGUUCCAACAAAAAAAAGUAUUUCGCACUUCAUACUUCAGAAGUUCAUGAAAACCAUUUCUAAGCUGCGAAAAUGUUUUUUUUUUCAUUGUCGGUUAGUCCAAAUUCCUACUUUCAGAUCAAUCACAGGCUUGCCCAGCAAAAGAGCGUCGGAAAAGGACGAUGAGAAAACUUUUCCCGCGUCUCAGCUCCUCGGCUACCUCGCAACAACUCGGUAUCUUUUUUAUUAUGGUUUUCAGUUUCCAAAAAAUAAAAAAACGUUUUUUUGGAUCAUCCGUCGCUUAGUUUCCUCUGUCACAAAAAAAGGAGUUGAAUACUUGAACCUCGGUAGCGCAAGCCAGACGCUCCCCGGACGUUUUCGAGCAUUUCUAGUGAUCCCAUUAGCAGCCCUCUUAAGUGUUCACUACAAUUGCUCAGAAACGUCCGAGGCAAGUCCGGUUCGCGUCAUCAAAGUCGAGAUGGAAAAGAAAACUGUGAUUUGAAGGUGAAGACUCGUCGACGGACUACCUGGUCCGGGCCGGACACCUGGUUGCAACUGCUCAAAGAGCCGAGGAAGAACACGCCUACGAACUUGCCUUCCAAUGCUACAAAAACGCGGCCAGAAGCCUCAUACAGGUGGGAAAAACUUUUUUUGGUCUGGUUUUAAAAGGUGCAUUGCUGUUUUAUAUGACCACGAUAACAUAGGAAACGCCUUUUGGUCUUGAGAAGUUUUUGAUUUUUUUUUCCCUAUUUAAGAUCCCACAGAUAAAAUGUUUAAGGAGCUUUUAUACCGGGCUUCUUAGAUACAAUUAUGAAACAAAGCAAAAAUCAGUUCUGAAAUACGUUUUCCACCUGUUUGUUUUAUAAAGAUUAGAUUCCGGUUGCAUUCAACUUGAGCAUCAAGGAAAAUAGAACAGAAUUAAUCAACAAUUUUCUCUUUAUCACUUUUCUCUCGUUCCAGGGAGUACAGUUGGAGAGUGAUAUGUUGCGAAGAAACGCGGUUCGCCGAAAAACCGCCAAAUACCUGGUCAAAGCCGAGAAACUCUACCAAACUUACUUGUCCUACGACGGUUCCGUGUUCAACGUCGAUUCUAUCCUCACCUCGGCCAUGCAGGUACUUUCUCGGAAAGGAAAAUGAAAAAAAAGCUUUUUUCUGCGAAGUUACACCUGAUUUCUCACCAGAUUAUCUGAGUUUACGUUCGAUCUUCAAAAGUUAGAGAACGUCCGAAAAUGAGAGGGAGAAGCCUUUUUUUUUCCCUCUGAACGCCCUCUUGUUCACCAGCACUCUCUAGCUUUCGAAAAUUCCAGCCCCGAAGAACCAAACGGAGACUCGUUUAUCCAUUCUUCCAGGACCCAAACAUUUUGGCUUUCCAAUGUGCCAACCAUUCACUGAAGAACUACCGAUUCCUUGGAGUUUUGCCGAGUUUGGACUCUUCCAGAAGAGUUCUUCUCGUCGAAGAAACUUCUUCUCGUAGGAUUUGCGUUCUUAAGAAUUUUCUAAGUGUCAUGUUUCAGUGAAGAAGUUUGUGAUAAAGCUGCUGGAAAAGGGUCCUCACGGAGUGGGAAGCAUCUUUCUGCCGACCAACGUUCCUCACAUGGUCCAGUUGGUCCAGUUCUUCGAGACCGACCAACAUAUCGUCCUUCUCCUGGAGCACACCGAACCGGGACGUCUUUGGCUCUUUUUGGUCAGUUUCGCCAGCACCUCAAACCUUCCAAUUGGUCAUUUUUGAUUUUUUUUUUUUUUUUGCAUCAAGCUUGGUAUUCAAGCUUUGAGAUUCAAUCGAGGUAAAGGCGUUAAAAUAUGUUUAAAAUUUGCUAAAGUAUCAAAUUAAAGAAAAAGUACCUCAUUUUCAGGUUGCUUCCAUGCGUUUACAACUAUUCAUGAAAAUAUUAUUCUUUUUCAUCAAAAUACGUUUUUUAAAAGCUUCACCUAUAAAGCUCGAUUUUCCAGAAAAUACAUUUUGAAAUGGAAAAUAUGUAAUUAUAACAUAAAAAAAGAAUACUCGUCUAGAAAAAUGGCCCAAGAAAAAAGAUUAUUUUUACUUCCUUUUUUCGACUCAUCUUUGUGAGGCAAGUCUUGUGAAGUAUACGGUGAAAUAACAAGAUUUUACAGCGUUUCUCAAAACUAACUCAAAUUAAUUUUGAAAAAGGCUCUUCGCAGCGAAAAUUUUAUGAGUUUUCUUAUACUCCACUAAAAUUUCUACUGAAUUGAAAAUAAUCGAUAUUUCUAACCUAUUCCAUCUUCCUUCAGAGUCGCUAUUUCUGUGAGGCUGAAAAACGGUUCCUCCUGUCGCUCAGUAAGCCCACAACGGAAGUUAGAAGCGGCGAGGUGGUCAAAAGUGUUCCGGCGCCAGUUCGAACAGACGAAGAACGACACGAUUAUUCCUAUCGGGGUCUGUUAGUCUCUAGUAUAUUCCUCCCAAUUUGAAAAAAAAAAUCAGGACGAAGAGUGCUAUUCACGGUUGGCGUUGAUUUUGAACGGGUGGCCGAGAUGUGCGACGAGAAUCAGAGUGUCAGUUUGUUCUGGACAAUCUUGUUUCUGAAAAAAAUAUAAUAUAAUAAUAGUUUUUUUAACCUCGAAGAUACUUACCUUAAUAGAGGAAGAAAUGGGAGAGUUAAUAUCGACCUUUAAGAAGGGUUGCCCAUAGAGAAAAGAAGGUCAUUUUUCCCAUUCAGACGGACGAUCCAACGUCAUCUGAUGGAAUCCUGUGCACGAUGGGCGAAGAUGCGACGGGAAGAGCUUACGCGCCAAGCGGCGAUUUCUACAUCGUCGGGAAAACUUCGGGCGACUCUGAAGGAGUUCUCAACGUUGCCGAGGAAUCUCCAGCCGCCAUACGUCUGUCUGACGCUUCUGCUGAUCAAAAUAUGGCUAUUGAGAGUCGGUUUUGCAUAUUUGGAGGUUUUCGACAUUAUUAGUUAGCUUUGAUGAAGUUGGGAUGUAAAGUUUAAAGCUCACUCUCACCAAAAAUGCUUUAUUAGCUGGUAGAACUUAUUUGCUGAAAAAAGUAGUUUGUCACCUUUCAAAUCUCUUCUUUUCUUUUAUUAAUGCAAAACGUUCGUAAUUUUAACGACUAUAAAAGGUGCAUCAAAAUAUAAAACUUUGAAAUUUGCCUUCCAAAGCCUUUUAUUUAUUAUUUUCUAACAGUAUGCAGUGAAUAAACUUAUGAUUUAUUUACUACUCCUGUACGAAAGAGGCUUUUGGAAGGCGAGUAAUAGCUAAUUCCGAAUCAACUUUGGCUUAUCUGCGACCACCAGAAGCUUUGCCCUCUCCUCAACUAUUUCGAUGUUUGCAAAACGAGUGAAAAGUAUUUCAGAAUCAAUGGCAAAGCAACUGGCGCUGGCUCUGCAAGACGUUCGCUACCACCUUUCUCUUCGCCGAAACUUUUGGCCUUCGAAAGUCGGGAAUAAAAAGAAGAAACUACUUUUCAGUGUUUACAGCACGACUUGCCUGAGUGUCUCGUAGUCCAUUGGUGUGCCCAGCUCGUCAGCUUCUUCUUCGUUCUGCACACGGAGCACCGCGAGUUUCUGGGGUACUUUCAGACUUUUUUUCGCGAACAAGAUGAAGAGGGGUACUAAGACACUACGCGAACUCGUAUUCACGAAUCGCGUAGUUCAAACUUUGGAGGUUUUCAGACCUAAACUUCUGCAUUUCUCCUAUUUUUGGCUGAAAAAAGUUUUUUAGUGUUUAUUAUAGUCGGAUCAUUCAAGGCACUUGUACUGGAACAGAAAAUAGAAAGCAAUCAGUAAUUUUUUCGAAUUUUCCUAAUCCUCCCAUUUUCUCCAAAUUUUUUCUCAGUUCUUUAUUAAGUUCAGCAGCUAUUCUCUCUUUUUUCAAGUAUUUCCAACUGAAUCUAUAAACCAUUAAUUUUUCACUUGGUCCGCGAAUACAAGUUCGUGUAGUCCCGUGUAGAAAAUGCAGACUACUCUCUCCAAAUUUAGCUUGACUAUAGCUCUAUAGAAUGAUUUAACUCGACUUUUAGACUUCAGUUUUCAUGCAGGCUCUCUUACAACUUAUCCUAGCUUUCUAUGAUCACUUUUCGACUUUUGUAAAAGUGUCAUAAUUUUCGAAUACCUGUUUACUAGGUCGGGUUGAAUUCAUCCCGUGUACCGUUAUUCUUUCUGAUUCAUACUUUAUUUAUGUAAAUGGCAUUGGAUGAAGUAUUAUUAUAAAGUCUUCUAGGGAUCUUCAACCGGAUGAUUUGCUCUUGGAUAGUGACGGGAACAUCCUGGUGACCUACCGAAGCCGUUGGUACGCCAAACAAGGCCAGCCGCGGCUCAUGGACGGCUACUCGGCUCCCGGUAAAGCCUCCCAUUUAAAGCAAGAGGGCAAAAUGCUGACGAUGGGUCACCCUCUAAGCCGUCCAUUUUUGGGACCCGAAACGGCUGCGCGAUAUUAAAAUUUUCUCAUCUUUAAACCUCUUCUCCUCUAAGAAAAUUUCAGAAAUCGAAAUCCUGAAAACCUUGUCAUAAUAAUGUCCUCUUCAUAUUUACUUUCUCAACCUUCAUAUUGAUUAAACACACUGAAUUUAACUAUAAAAAUCUAUUGAUUAAUAGACGAUAAAAAGAGUUCUAAGCAUCGGAACAAUGAACCGCAUUUUAGGAAUUUAUUUUACAAGUGACUUUGUGAAUUGAACUGACAAAGGAUUUGCAAAAGGUCAGACUCGGAGAGGUUUUCGAAACAUGACGGAGUGGACCGCAAUUAUUUUAAUAUAUUGAAAAAAGCUGUACCUUUCGUUUUUUUUUAAAUAUUUGUUAUCGUUACUCUUCCUGUAAUUUUUCUUGACAAGAUGAUAUCUUUUCCUUUUUCAUUUCCCCCAAACUCACUUCCUCACUCUAGAAUCCUUUGAAUACGGGUGGAAAGUCUCGGCGGAAAACGACAUUUGGUCUCUGGGAGCUCUCAUGUUCGAACUGAUCACCGGUCGAUCCUUGGCCAACGCUGCGCCUCACGGCGUUUUGAGGUUGGUCAAACCGCCGGAAAUGCUCAACCUGAACCAUUUCAGCAACGCCGAGUUGCCGUUUCCCGAGUACUCCAGAAUCAGCUUCGUCGCCAAGGAUAUCUUGUCAAUGUUGGUUAUUUUGCGAAAGUCAGCUCCUAGUCUUAGUUCAACUCAGAAUUCUUUUGAAUCUAAUACGAACUAAUAAAAUAAUUGGAAUUUCACAAGAGUUAUUUUCUAGGAAGUCAUUCCUCCUCCCAUUUGUCAAGACUUUUUGCAGCUAUCAAAUCAAAAAAUCAAAAAGUUGGUAUCUUUAGGAUCCUCACAACGGAAAUAGACCAACGUCCAUCUUUGGAUCGAAUUCGAAUCCAUCCAUUUUUCCGACACAUCGACUGGUCUUUGUACGACAAUCCAUCCUGGCAUUUCACAAAUGUGAGAAAAGUUUGAUGAAAAAAGUCUUCAAUAAACAAGUUUUUUCACAAAAACCCAGAGACUUUUACUAUUGAAUGAAAGUUGAGAUUCCCAUAUUUCGAAUCUAUUUCAGAGCUCCGGUUCUUCUCUCGACGUGAGGUUCCCCGUCGAUCCAGCCCCCCUGACACCCGCACUUCUUUUCGGUCAAGAAGAUUUAGAUGUUCUAGGACCUGAGUGA
This is a messenger RNA of Caenorhabditis auriculariae, 8248 nucleotides long. The record is from the annotation of a GenBank genome assembly. Lineage: Eukaryota; Metazoa; Nematoda; Chromadorea; Rhabditida; Rhabditidae.